AAGGGCAAGCCGUGCGGAUGGGCCGUCUCUCCCUCUCGGAUGCUUGUUUUGUGUCUUGAGGGAGGGGUUUUAUUUUUGUUUUUCAAAAUCUCUUCGCGACGGCCAGAUUUCUUCCCACACAGACUGCUCUCGUGGUUUUCGGCGAAGUCAUGGCGGACCGCGGCGUGGAUCUGUCCGCCCUGCCGAAGGAGGUUCGAGACCAGUUGGCGGAGUUGGACCUGGAGCUGUCUGAAGGUGACAUCACACAGAAGGGCUAUGAAAAGAAAAGAGCCAAGUUGCUGGCCUCCUACAUCCCUCAGCUGCCAAAAGCGGACCUUUCUCUGCCAGAUGUCCAGCCUUCCCCAAGCCACAGUGCCAAUCCCAGCCCAAGUCCUGAGGCCCCGGGCCCCUCCACCUCCUCAGCCUCUCGACACCAUCGUGCACAUCGCAGUGGAGGGGCCAGAGAUGAGCGCUACAGAUCAGACAUCCACACAGAAGCUGUGCAGGCGGCUCUGGCUAAACACAGAGAGGAGAAGAUGGCAUUGCCCAUGCCGACCAAGAGACGUUCAUACUUCGUCCAGUCUCCCAUAGAUAACUGCACACCUCCCGAUACAUCCUCUGCAUCAGAGGAUGAAGGCUCGCUGCGCAGAAAGGCGGCUCUCAGUGCUGUGCUCGCCCAGACCCUCCAGAGCCCCGAUUACUGGAUCAACCGCUCCGUCCAAAGCUCUUCCACUUCCUCGUCUGCUUCCUCCACCCUCUCCCAUGGAGAGCCCAAGACUCAGCCUCAGCCCCAGCUUCAGCCGGGGGCCUCGGUGCUGGCUGAUGUCCUGGCCCACAUGCGCAUAGAAAACAGCGUCCCCCCAGACGUGACCUCCUCCACUCCACAAGAGAGAGGAUCCAGAGUGGACCUUCCUCCAGCCAUCAGGGGCAUGAGCCGCGGUCAGAGCCGCUCCAGCAUGCUGGAUACAGCUGACGGCGUGCCGGUCAGCAGCCGGGUGUCCACCAAGAUCCAGCAGCUGUUGAAUACUCUUAAACGGCCCAAACGGCCCCCGCUCAGCGAGUUCUUCCUUGACGACUCAGAGGAAAUUGUAGAAGUUCCAAGGCCAGAUCCCAACACCCCUAAGCCUGAGGGGCGUCAAAUCGUCCCAGUGAAGGGAGAGCCUCUGGGAGUGGUCAGCAACUGGCCUCCUGCCCUGCAAGCUGCCUUGGCCCGAUGGGGGGCCACGCAGGCUAAGAGCCCUGCCCUCACUGCCCUGGACAUCACCGGCAAACCCCUCUAUACACUCACAUAUGGCAAACUAUGGAGUCGCAGUUUAAAGCUGGCUUAUACUUUGCUGAACAAACUCGGGACCAAGACUGAGCCUGUCCUACAAACUGGUGAUCGGGUGGCGUUGGUGUAUCCAAACAGUGACCCUGGAAUGUUCUGGGUAGCUUUCUAUGGCUGCCUGUUAGCUGAGGUGAUUCCUGUCCCCAUCGAGGUGCCGCUGUCACGGCAGGAUGCAGGCAGCCAGCAGAUUGGCUUCCUGUUGGGCAGCUGUGGUGUGAGUUUGGCGCUGACCAGUGAGGUGUGCCUCAAAGGGCUGCCCAAGACCCAGAAUGGCGAGAUCGUCCAGUUCAAAGGAUGGCCGAGAAUGAAGUGGGUCGUCACCGACACAAAGUACCUGACCAAACCAUCCAAAGACUGGCAGCCUCACAUUCCCACCGCCAACACAGACACAGCCUACAUAGAGUAUAAAGCGAGUAAGGAGGGAACGGUGAUGGGAGUUGCCGUUUCCAAGAUCGCCAUGCUGACACACUGUCAAGCUCUGACUCAGGCCUGUAACUACUGUGAAGGGGAGACGCUGGUCAAUGUGUUGGACUGCAAAAAGGACAUGGGCCUGUGGCAUGGCGUCCUAACGAGUGUUAUGAACAGAAUUCACACCAUCACUGUGCCGUAUGCCGUCAUGAAAGCCUGUCCCAUGUCCUGGGUACAGAGAGUGCACAUCCACAAAGCACGUGUUGCCUUGGUGAAGUGCAGGGACCUUCACUGGGCCAUGAUGGCCCACAAAGAUCAGAAGGACAUCAACCUAUCUUCUAUACGAAUGCUAAUAGUGGCUGAUGGGGCAAAUCCAUGGUCCGUCUCAUCGUGCGAUGCCUUCCUAAACGUGUUCCAGUCUCAUGGUCUGAGGCCGGAGGUCAUCUGUCCAUGUGCCACCUCCCCUGAGGCUCUGACUGUGGCCAUACGCAGACCUGGCGCCCGUGGAGCUCCUCUCCCAGCCAGGGCCAUCCUGUCCAUGGGUGGGCUGAGCCACGGUGUCAUCAGGGUCAACACGGAGGACAAGAACUCUGCUCUGACUGUGCAAGAUGUCGGCCACAUUAUGCCUGGAGCUCUGAUGUGCAUAGUGAAGCCAGAUGGGCCGCCGCAGCUGUGCAAGACGGACGAGAUUGGAGAGAUAGUGAUCAACUCUCGGGCUGGAGGAACGAUGUAUUACGGCCUUCCUGGUGUCACCAAGAACACGUUCGAGGUUAUCCCUGUCAACCAGGCUGGAGCGCCCAUAGGAGAAAUCCCCUUCGCUCGGACUGGUUUACUGGGAUUUGUGGGACCGGGGAGUCUUGUGUUUGUUGUGGGGAAGAUUGAGGGACUCCUGAUGGUGAGUGGGCGACGCCACAAUGCUGACGACCUGGUGGCCACCGCGCUGGCAGUGGAGCCUGUCAAAACAGUUUACAGGGGGAGGAUUGCUGUGUUCUCAGUGACGGUGUUUUAUGAUGAGAGAAUAGUGGUUGUGGCAGAGCAGAGACCUGACGCCAGUGAGGAAGACAGCUUCCAGUGGAUGAGUCGAGUACUGCAGGCCAUCGACGGCAUCCAUCAGGUUGGCCUUUACUGCCUCGCUCUUGUGCCAGCCAACACCCUCCCAAAAACCCCGCUAGGAGGAAUCCACAUCUGUGAAACCAAGCAGAGUUUCCUGGACGGUAACCUGCAUCCCUGCAACAUCCUCAUGUGUCCGCAUACGUGUGUAACAAACAUGCCCAAGCCUCGACAGAAACAGCCAGUGGAUGUUGGUCCGGCUUCUAUGCUUGUUGGGAACCUGGUGGCAGGGAAGCGAAUCGCUCAGGCCACGGGCAGAGAGCUGGGUGUGGUGGAGGAUCAGGACCUCAUUCGAAAGCACCAGUUCCUGUCUGAAGCUUUGCAGUGGAGAGCCCAAACCGACCCUGAUCACGUUCUCUACAUUCUGCUCAACUCUAAGGGUGUUCCAGUGUGCACAGCAACAUGUGCACAGCUUCACAAAAGAGCAGAGAAAAUCACAGCCACUCUCUUAGAAAGAGGAGGCCUCAACACGGGCGACAACGUGGUGCUGCUUUAUCCUCCAGGUAUUGACCUGAUCGCUGCCUUCUACGGUUGCCUCUACGCAGGGGUGAUUCCCGUGACCGUGAGGCCGCCGCACCCCCAGAAUCUGGCUGCUACGCUCCCCACAGUCCGCAUGAUCAUUGACGUGAGCAAAGCAGCCUGCAUCCUCACCACUCAGCCUCUCAUGAGGAUCCUCAGGUCCAGGGAGGCCGCUGCCAGCGUUAACGUCAAAACAUGGCCGACGAUCAUUGAUACAGAUGAUCUUCCCAGGAAGCGUCCUCCACAAAUCUACAAACCUCCUACUCCUGAGAUGCUGGCCUACUUGGACUUCAGUGUGUCUACCACAGGCAUGUUGACUGGAGUCAAGAUGUCUCACGCGGCCAUCAGCACUCUUUGCCGCUCCAUCAAGCUGCAGUGUGAGCUUUACUCCUCACGCCAAAUAGCCAUCUGCCUGGACCCGUACUGCGGCCUGGGCUUUGUCCUGUGGUGCCUCUCCAGUGUUUACUCAGGUCACCAGUCUAUCCUUAUUCCUCCGCUGGAGCUGGAGACCUCGCUGCCUCUGUGGCUGAGCACGCUCAGUCAGUACAAGAUCAGAGACACCUUCUGCUCCUACUCCGUCAUGGAGCUGUGCACCAAAGGCCUCGGCACGCAGACCGAGAUGCUGAAGGCUCGGGGUCUCAACCUGUCGUGUGUGCGAAGCUGCGUGGUGGUGGCAGAGGAGCGACCCCGCCUCGCGCUCUCGCAGUCCUUCUCCAAGCUUUUCAAAGAUCUGGGCCUGUCGCCUCGGGCCGUCAGCACCGCCUUCGGCUCCAGGGUCAAUCUGGCCAUCGGCCUGCAGGGGACUUCCGGACCAGAUCCCUCCACCGUUUAUGUUGACAUGAAGUCCCUGCGUCACGACAGAGUGCGACUGGUUGAAAAAGGAGCGCCACAGAGUCUUCCACUCAUGGAGUCAGGCACUAUCCUGCCAGGGGUCAGAGUCAUCAUAGUUAACCCAGAGACCAGGGGCCCGCUGGGAGACUCGCAUCUUGGAGAGAUCUGGGUGAACUCCCCUCACAGCGCCAGCGGCUACUACACCAUCUACGGAGAGGAGAGCCUGCAGGCGGAUCAUUUCAACACCAAACUCAGCUUUGGCGACCCCCAGACUCUCUGGUCCAGGACGGGAUACCUGGGCUUCAUCAAGAGAACGGAGCUGCUGGACGCGAGCGGAGAUCGCCAUGAUGCCUUGUUUGUUGUUGGCUCUCUGGAUGAAACUUUGGAGUUAAGGGGGCUGCGCUAUCACCCCAUCGACAUCGAGACGUCUGUGUCCCGAGCUCACCGCAGCAUCGCAGAGAGCGCUGUGUUUACAUGGACCAACCUGCUGGUGGUGGUGGCAGAGCUCAGCGGCUCCGAGCAGGAGGCCCUGGACCUGGUACCACUCGUCACCAACGUGGUGCUGGAGGAACACCACCUCAUCGUCGGGGUGGUGGUCAUCGUGGACCCCGGGGUGAUCCCCAUCAACUCCAGGGGGGAGAAGCAGAGGAUGCACCUGCGGGACUCCUUCCUGGCAGACCAACUGGACCCCAUCUACGUGGCCUACAACAUGUGAACAGCGGUCAGAAACCGAUGCAGAAAACUGAGCCAGGGUCAGAGAAGACCCCCAGGGACCUGAGGGGUGUGAACAGCAGCCGCAAACACAACCCUCCCCGCCCUCCUCCACCAUGUCGGCUUUCGGACACGUUUUAAAAGAGAAAGCGAUGCGGGGGACGCAAGCACAGCGAACGUGCUGUUACAGUGAAAUGCUUCCCUUUCAGAAACUGAUCCUGCUUUUGUUCCACCUGCUCGAUUGCUGCAGCCCAAGACUUCUAAGAACGAGGGCGAAAUCUUUGGUUCUCAUCAGAGGAAACGUUCGCUUAGAAGAAAGUUGAUCUUCAUCUGCUGUCUGAAGCCCGUUUCUCCCUCACCAAUCCUAAAUCAUGUUGUUGUUGUUUUUUUUUUGUUUUGUUUUUACACAUUUUUUAAAUAACAUGCUCCCUUCAAAGACAAAAUCUUAAUUGUUUAAUUCCUUUUGUUCAUUUGUUUGUUUGUUUUUGUUUUUUUAACCUCCAUACUCUUAAAGACAGGGGGCGCACUGGAACUUCCUCCACCUUUUGCACGUCUUUGCACGUCUGGCUCCAUUUCUUGCCUCAAAAGGAGACCCCACUGCCCACAUCUGCUGCUGCUGCCGUUGCUGCUGCUUCCACAGGAGCAAAUCCACAUCAGUAUUAAAAGGGGAAAGAAAGAAAAAAAGUGCCACCAGCAAGUCCCGUUUCGGCUCUGUGAGUCCCCACCAGGUGCACCGCGGCUCUCACCUCCACACCCGUUCUGCUUCAGCCCAAAGCAACGAACGUCGGCCUUCGCUCAGUGCAAAAUGUCCUAAAAUACGCUUGAAUUACAUUUGUGUGUGGAAAAAAAUAAAACCCCAAACAUUCCCUCACUCACAAACCUGGAUUAGAGGAAAAUAAAAUGGAUUUCUUGUUUUUCAGUGUGCAAGGACUUGCUGAGUUAAGAUAGGAUAACUGUGAUUGUCUAAUUGUCUGAUUUUUGUUUACUUUGAAGCGCCUGUUUUUUGUGGGAAUUGCAGAUGUUUCUGUCAUUUUAGGUGUGCAUGCUGUUUGGAAGUGCAGCAGAUGUCUGCAUACAGGCUAGUGGAAGAAAAAUAAAAGCAACCAGGUCAUAAGCAGAGCCAACAUCAGGAGCAGAGUUAAAGAUUUUAGCUGCUGUUUGGGCCUCUUAUUAGCCACAAUGCUAAUUAUGUUUACUGAAAACUCUCUUAGAAAUCUGCAGCCAGCUAAGGGAUCAAAACAAUCUGAGGAAAAAUAGAUGGACAUUAAAGAUCGACUUCUUCCUGCUCACCACGUGAGCGUCACGCGUCAUGUGUCCAUUCCCACAUCACAUGAUGCUUAGCUUGUUCCAGCUGUGGCUACUUAUGAGAGGCACAAACCAGCUUAUGAAUCAUCACAUUUUCAUGACACGUGAUUUCCAUUUUCCGUUUUAGUUACCCUCUAGUUUUUUCUCGAGGUGCAGAUUUGAGCCGAGACCGGUCGAACCCGAGCGCAGAGGCGAAUCUGAAAGCCCAGCAGCUUUCACCCGCAGUCCAUAAACAACGUGUAGAUGAUCAGAAGGCAGGGUAGUGCCUUUUACCUCUGAGACAUUUCUGAUUUGUAAACUAUUUGAAUUUUAAAAGAGAACAACACGCGAGGAGUGUGGGGAAAACUUUUUGCCUUAUUAAAAACCUGUGGAGCUUCUACAUGAUUUUAUUUAGUGUUUUUAAGGAGGUCCGCUGAUUUUUCUUUUUGCAUUUGAAAGCACAUCGACAUCUCUUUUCUUCAGAAAGAGGGGCGUCUUGUUCUGGUUGACCUUAUUUUCAAGCCGCUUUUUUUUUUUCUUUUGUUUUAAUGAAAAAAAUCCGAAUUGAUAUUUAAACUAAUUCCUUCCAAAUGUCUGUAACACUGAGUGGGAACAAAAAUAGGCGCAAGUCCCUUUGAAACCUGCAUUUAAAAAUGGCAGAAUACUUCUUUAAAGGAAAAAGUACAAUAGAUAAGGGUUAAAAAUGUCUGUAUACUGUAUUUUAGAAGUGAGAUACUGUAUUACUAGUGUUACUGUGUACAUGGCGAUGGAGUCUGUAGAUAAAAACUUGACUGAUCUUUCAUACUUGACCGGGUUUCUUUCUGCAUUGCGUGUUAAAUGACGUCUCAUCGAAAAACACAGGGAACAGAAACAAUGUGCACUUUCCCAAUAUCAUUUGACAUAUGUGGGUGUGUCCCUGAGAGAGUGUGUGCGUGUGUGUGUGUGUGUGUGUGUCUAACAGUGAUAUUUAGCUUUUAAGGUGCAACAAGAUUCAUCUGUAAGAAUCCCAAACGAUUGAAUAUUUAAAAAAACAAAAACUUUUUUUUUUGUAAAUGUCGCCUCCACUGUAUUUUUUACUCUUUCCAUCCACGUUUGGGAUUUAAUAUAUUUUUAGGGGUUUCAUUGAGAUUUGAAUCUGAAGCUGUUUGAUUUCUAAAGCAGCGACACAACCACAGACCACUUUUCACCGAGGACAUGUACGCGAGCCAGUCAUUUGGUUACUCAUGAAUAACUGUGUGAUAAUUGCUGUGUCCGCCACUGUUUCACUCCGAUGACUUUUAAUAAAGUUUUAUAAUUUCAUGUUGGCCUUCAAGCCUUUUUCAAUAGACCUUGGUGCUAUUCAAUAAGGUGCCGUACACAGACUUGUAUCCGUCAACGUCACUGCAAAAAAAGGUUUCAUCCUGGAUGUCUUUGUCGGCGUGGAAGGAAACAUUUCCGUUUGAGGUCCUAAAGACUUUCACUUUGUCAGAGCUUACGUUGUUUUUCCUUGUCGGUUUUUAUCGGCUCUUAAGAUGUGAUGCAAAAUUCUCGACAGAAACGAUGCAACCCGUCUCAUCGUUUUUUUGCUUUUGUUUUUAUUUUUUCCACCCGAAAGUUCCCAUUUCACACCUCCGAAGUGCUAAGCACAAAAUGUAGAGAUGAGGCAAAGAAAAGGGAUCAUUUCACACAAAUUUAAAAAAAAAAAAAAAAAGGGGAAACAAAAA
This is a messenger RNA of Poeciliopsis prolifica (blackstripe livebearer), 7872 nucleotides long. It is a transcript of the gene dip2ba, whose product is annotated as disco-interacting protein 2 homolog Ba. The record is from RefSeq and is a predicted model, not a curated record. NCBI's taxonomy places the organism in Eukaryota, Metazoa, Chordata, Actinopteri, Cyprinodontiformes, Poeciliidae. The transcript is spliced from 38 exons. Bases 150 to 4889 code for a protein of 1579 amino acids.